AUGUCCGACGAGGAGCUGGACAAGGUUCUCCACCUCCUGGUUGCGGAGGAUCACGGGUACCCGCCUGAUACCCAUCUUCCACUGUACCACCGCCCGGAUGGGGCAAAGAUCGCCGCCGCCAUGCCUGUCUUCAACAAGUGCGGGCUCGUGCCGCCCGCGCCUACCGGGGCCCCGGCGGCGGCGGCCCCGGUGAUGGUGUCCUUCGGCGAGUCCGGUGAGGAGGAAAGGCCUGACUCAGAGGCGACCUGGGAAGGGUCGGGGGAGACUCCCCCUUUUUGUGCGGUGGAUCUCCUACGCACCUUCCGUGACGACGACGAGGCUUGCGAGCAUCCGGUGAGGGAGUCACCGAACCCUGUCGAGGUCACGACAAGGUCCGAGGGCACCCCACCAAAGAAGCCGCCGGCCAGGUUUCUUGUUGUCUCCCUCCGCAUUGAUAGGCCUCCGUCGGUGGUGAAGAAGAAGAAGGGGACGACCACAACCACUGAGGCCCGGCAGCUAGCUGCUGCCGCGCCUCCUCCGACGCGUAGGGAUGGCGACGACUCCCGAGCCUCAGCGUCUGGGUCAUCCUCGCUAAAUCCAGAAGCCCGGCCUCGGGAGAAGGCGAUCUCCACAGCCAAGCUGGCUCCUAAGGCCUCCGCCCCCAGCUCACCUGCUAAGGUCAUGAAGGCUCAGGAGCCCCCGGCUCCUCUUGCUGCCGCAAACCUACAGAACCUGGUGUCGAUGUCGUCUCUUCCCACUUCUGUUGCACCGCUCGGCCGUGAUCCCCCUGCUUCGCCUGGCGCCCUGGAGGACGCCCUUCUCGCGCUGACCCAGCUUCGCAAUGACCUGUAG
Aegilops tauschii subsp. strangulata is the source of this 831-nucleotide messenger RNA. Lineage: Eukaryota; Viridiplantae; Streptophyta; Magnoliopsida; Poales; Poaceae. The record is from RefSeq and is a predicted model, not a curated record.